Molecule: messenger RNA, 1909 nt
Organism: Rhodofomes roseus
Lineage: Eukaryota; Fungi; Basidiomycota; Agaricomycetes; Polyporales; Fomitopsidaceae
Exons: 3
Coding region: 186-1604 (472 amino acids)
Source: RefSeq, a predicted model, not a curated record
CUCCAACCCUACAACCUACCGACCUCUGCUCGGUGAGGCUUUGAAAGCUGCUUUACUCACACCUCCAUAGGCGGAACUCGGAAAUUUGCUUGUUCGAGGACCCACACUUCAUCCAUAGCCCCCGGGUCAUUGUGUCGCCGCGUCUUCAGCGAGGGCCCUCAUUGAAUUUUCAUUACUAGACGAACAUGAACCUGCUCUCGCUAGACCUUGACGUCGUUCACGUCAUUCUAUCUGAGAUCAAGCCCACGGACGCCUUCAGGCUUGCGUUGACAUGUCGCGCGGCACACGAUGUAGCAUAUCCGCGUUUCCUGUCCGAGGUCGUCCUGGGUCACCCAUGGCGGCGGACAGGCCCCGACCGUCUCGUCCAGUUCUGUACAGCCAUGCUCGCCGAUGCGUCCCUGCGUAUUCUUCAUCUUCGCGAGUUGAUCAUCCACAAAACGGCCUUCCAGCCGACGCGCUCCACAUCGACUCAUAGCGUUCUGGAUUCCGCAGCCAUGGCAUUCCUCGCGGAAGUGCUCAAGUACGCUGUCAAUCUCCGAUCGAUAUGCAUCCAUGACACGGAGGAGCUCCUCGAGACAAUGCCCGAGUUUCGCUGGCCGCUUGCGUCGCUGCCGAACCUCCAGGACGUCCGGUUCUUGCACGCAGGAACCCGUGCCCUCGACGUGCUCGUUUCGUUCGGCAGCCAGCCCCGCCGGUUGGAAAUUGACUUCUCGGGGCUGCCCACAGACAUGGACGCCCCUCCGCCUUACAAGCACGAAGUCCUGCAGAAUCUCAUGCGGAACCUCGUCAGCAUGAAGCUAUCUCGCGUCGCAGGGAUGACGUUGGCGAUACCCGCGGAGCACGUCUGGCCGAAGGUGGAGCAAUUCGAGAUCUUCGGGGACCUCCAGAGCCUCCAAACCUUCGCCAGCGUCUUCCCUAACCUGCGCCGCCUGAGCUUGGUAUCUAGCUACGUCGAAGACGGGUUGCACCCGGUGUCUUGGCCAUACCUCGACCACGUCUCGACGUCCUGCCCGAUCCCGCUUGAUGGGCCCGUGCGGAGGAUGGAGCUCAUGUACGACCUCGACGUGCUCUUGGACUCGAUGCCGUAUUCGGUGUGGGCGCCUGGGACCAUGUCUCUACUUCAGAAGACGAUGCCGGUCGUGCUCGCGUGCUCCCCAAACAUGCAGAUCCUGCGCUGGAUCGCAAACAUAGUCAAGAGCGUGCGGGUCCUCCAGGUAUAUGUUUUUCAGCCGAUCCACCCGGACAACGCGGGCAUAGAGGACGUGGAUACUUGGUUGAAGUGUUACGUACCGAUACUAUCCGCCGUCCCGCUGGUAGCGUUCACCAUCGCGCGCGGGCUCAGCAAGGCUGUCCCCGCAGCAGAGCUAUCUAGGCUCGCUAGCUUCGCGGCCGCACAAAUACCGACAUUGAAAUACGUCGGGUUCAACCUGACGGCGGCAUGGAAGAGCCAGUCCGAGUGGAGCAACUGCGAGUACUCCUGGUACCGCGUCAUGCGAACCGAAGCAGCAGAUGCAAGCACGAAUCCUGCUGUGGUCGCCCUGUCGGACCUAGAGGGCUCUGUGGUGCACCAUCGUCUAGUAGAGACUGAGCGUACGUGUUCUUGAUGUCUGUCUUGUGUCUGUUUUUCUUGCGUCUUCUGUCGAUAUCGUAUAAUCGCUCAUACCAGAGAGUAAUUCUUUCUUUGUAAUUCAGCUUCGUAGACACGGUAUAAUGUCCGACACGUCGCUCGUAUUUCGGAUAGUCUGCCGUCCUCGUCGGCCGUCCAUUCGGUCUCAUUGUUUCCAGACUGAGGAUGUAACUGACCGAGGUCAGGUACUUCCAACAAGCCGUACACGUCCGAGUUUACAAACGGCCGACAAUGUGACUCCUUCUCGAAAGAUUUGACAAUGAGAGAGUCCUGUCCCCGCUC